This is a messenger RNA of Myzus persicae (green peach aphid), 970 nucleotides long. RefSeq names its product DET1- and DDB1-associated protein 1-like. The transcript is spliced from 4 exons. Bases 317 to 592 code for a protein of 91 amino acids. The record is from RefSeq and is a predicted model, not a curated record. Gene Ontology annotation, cellular component: Cul4-RING E3 ubiquitin ligase complex. NCBI's taxonomy places the organism in Eukaryota, Metazoa, Arthropoda, Insecta, Hemiptera, Aphididae. Gene Ontology annotation, biological process: positive regulation of proteasomal ubiquitin-dependent protein catabolic process.
CUUGGCAUUUGGCCCAUUCACCUUCAUUAUCAAUAAAAUGUUUAAUAAUUAUUGCUAUUCCUUCAUACCUUAAUACCUUAUUCAGUAAUCCAUCAAUCAUAACCAAUCUGCUGACUGACCGCGGGAUCGUACUUCAUCGGGCGGACGGUGGUGGAUACUAUUGUUGAUUACAAGUAUUACUUAACGCUACCUAGGUGUACCUAUAUUCGCGUUUCUCAGUUUUCCUGGAUUAUAUCAACGUCCCACGUUCUAGAGCAAACGUCCGGUUCCCACACACAUUUUAGACUACUUAGAUACGUGGCGACUAGCGACCGACAUGUCUAUAGCCGAAUUCUUUGAUGGCCUUCCGUCCUUUAAAGAAGGGAAUUUUUCCCAUUUCAAACCAAGAAAUUGUGAAAGCAGGAAAAUAUCAACAUACAUAGCAACAAAAGAUCAACCUUCCGAUCAAAUUAUUGUUAAUGACAAUUCUCAUAAAUUACUCGAGUCUGUGCAUAAACAUUGGGAUAGAAAGCAUGGAUGUAUAAAAAGGGCAUUAGAAAAAAGUGAAGAAUCUGGCUCAACUCGAAAACGUGCAAAACUAACUAUCAAUUGACUUUUUCUUACGAUAAAAUGAUUCCAAUGCAAAUACCUAAUAUUUUUUUUAACUUAAAUUCCUGAUACGACUCAAAUAUUUUUAUGGAAAACAAAAUUCAAUACAUUUCUAAUUAUGUUGACAUGUCAUAUAAGUGUAUUAUGGUAUGUUAAGGUGGACUCCUUUUUGAACAUUCUAAAUGCACAAUACAAAAGAAUAAAACAAGAGUACAUAUUUGUAUUUAGCUUAUACCAUGUCAUUUUAUGUUAAAAUUUAUAAGCUCAAUGUAAUUGAAUUAGGGUUGCCAUUCGUCCCGAUUUCGCCGGGACACUACCGGUUUUUACUACAGAGUCCCGAUAUUUUUCAUUUCCCGGCCGGGAAGUGGAUAAGUACCGGUUU